Melozone crissalis (California towhee) is the source of this 4048-nucleotide messenger RNA. It is a transcript of the gene RUFY3, whose product is annotated as RUN and FYVE domain containing 3. The coding region runs from base 605 to 2065 and encodes 486 amino acids. The record is from RefSeq and is a predicted model, not a curated record. Gene Ontology annotation, molecular function: metal ion binding. Gene Ontology annotation, biological process: regulation of axonogenesis. NCBI's taxonomy places the organism in Eukaryota, Metazoa, Chordata, Aves, Passeriformes, Passerellidae. The transcript has 14 exons. Gene Ontology annotation, cellular component: cytoplasm.
GCGCCUGACUGCCGGCCCCGCAUCAGCAGCGUCUCGGCAGCAUCCUGGGAAUCGCAGGCGAUCACAUGAGCCUGGAUUUCCAGCUCUGUUCAUUAGUCAGCCAUUUUGGUCGCCACCCUGCUCCCUGCGCACAGCCAAUCCCGGCGGCACUCGCUGCCGGGCUGCGCCGGGAGACGGGAGCAGCGCUCGCCGCUCGGCCACCGGGACGCUGCCUCUUCGCUCGUCCUUUGUUUUUUUUCUGGGGUCAUCACCAGAGGAAGACACUGUUUUUUGAUUCUGCUGGCUCUUUAUUUUUUCCUUUUUAUUUUUUACUUGUUUUUCCCUGCUGCCUCUGGUGGAGAAGCCAGGUUUUUGUGGAUGCUGAGGAUCAAUAGCCUCUAGCAAUUGCUGGAGACGACGGCAGUCGGUGGAAAGGAGGGAGGCAGAGCUAAGCGGGAAGGAGCAGCGUUUUUACCUUGCUUGAUCUAUGAAAAGGCCAGAGCAGCCUCUGUGAUCCUGAGCAAUCUGUCCUUUAAUCGCAAGGUAUUUCUGAUUUUCUUCUUCAGAAAGGUUUUGUUUUUAGUCCUUAUUUUGCCCCCGUUGUUGUUGUACCAGCUGAGUCAUCAUGUCUGCUCUGACGCCUCAAAGCGACAUGCCAACCCCCACCACAGACAAGAUCACUCAGGCUGCCAUGGAGACCAUCUAUCUUUGCAAAUUCCGCGUGUCCAUGGAUGGAGAGUGGCUGUGCUUGCGCGAGCUGGAUGACAUCUCGCUGACACCCGACCCCGAGCCUACCCACGAAGACUCUUGGGAGGAUUUGACAGAUGUGGUGGAGCAAUUGCGCGAUGAUUCCGAAGACCCCAAUUACCUCAUGGCCAACGAGCGCAUGAACCUGAUGAACAUGGCCAAGCUGAGCAUCAAGGGGCUGAUCGAGUCCGCGCUGAACCUGGGCCGCACGCUGGACUCGGACUACGCCCCCCUGCAGCAGUUCUUCGUGGUCAUGGAGCACUGCCUCAAGCACGGCCUCAAAGCCAAAAAGACUUUUCUUGGGCAAAAUAAGUCAUUUUGGGGACCUCUAGAAUUAGUAGAAAAACUUGUUCCUGAGGCUGCAGAGAUUACAGCAAGUGUUAAGGAUCUUCCAGGGCUCAAGACACCCGUGGGCAGAGGAAGAGCUUGGCUUCGCCUGGCUCUGAUGCAGAAGAAACUUUCAGAGUACAUGAAAGCCUUGAUUAACAGAAAGGAUCUUCUCAGUGAAUUUUACGAGCCCAAUGCACUGAUGAUGGAGGAGGAAGGUGCCAUCAUUGCUGGCCUCCUCGUAGGGCUGAAUGUCAUCGAUGCCAACUUCUGCAUGAAGGGAGAGGACCUGGACUCCCAGGUCGGAGUUAUUGAUUUCUCCAUGUAUUUGAAAGAUGGGAACAGCACGAAAGGCAGCGAAGGAGAUGGUCAGAUAACUGCUAUUUUGGACCAGAAGAACUAUGUUGAAGAGCUCAACAGACAUCUAAGUGCUACAGUAAACAACCUGCAGGCCAAGGUGGAUGCCUUGGAGAAAUCCAACACAAAGCUGACAGAGGAGCUUGCAGUUGCCAAUAACAGGAUCAUUACACUGCAGGAAGAGAUGGAGCGGGUUAAGGAGGAAAGCUCCUACAUCCUGGAGUCCAGCCGGAAGGCCACCAAGGACAGAAGUGCUGACGGGCAGGCACUGACUGAGGCACGGAAGCAGCUCAAGGAGGAGACUCAGCUGCGCCUGGAUGUGGAGAAGGAGCUGGAGGCACAGAUAGGGAUGCGCCAGGAGAUGGAGCUGGCCAUGAAGAUGCUGGAGAAGGAUGUCUGUGAAAAGCAGGAUGCGCUGGUGGCACUCAGGCAGCAGCUGGACGAUCUCAGGGCUCUAAAGCAUGAACUGUCUUUCAAGCUGCAGAGUUCAGACAUGGGAGUGAAACAGAAGAGUGAAUUAAACAGCCGCUUGGAAGAAAAAACAAAUCAGAUGGCUGCCACCAUCAAACAGCUGGAACAAAGUGAAAAGGAUUUGGUGAAACAGGCAAAAACCUUAAAUAGUGCAGCAAACAAACUGAUCCAGAAGCAUCAUUAGAUAUUUUUAUGUCUGGCCACCUCACAGCUCUGACAUCAGACUCAUUUAUGAGGAGAGAACUUGAGAAUUGCUAAAAGCAACUGUUCAAAUGUUAAUUGUCACCCAAAGUUGAUUUGGAAUUUGCCGAGUUUUUAAAAUCAGUGAGUUUUUCUGCCAAGAUGUAGUCAGGUAUAAGGAUCCCCAACCCUGCCAUUUACCAGUACCAAGGAGCUGGCCCGGGAGCGUCCCAGGAGUGGCCGAGGUGGCCGUGCCCGGCUGCUGCUGUCACCGCCUGUGGCAGCACGGGGCCGUGGCCAGCUCGGGACAGUCAGCUCCUUCUCUGUAUUGCCCUUUUGUGAAGUAGAUGAGAAAUGCAUCCCUGGAAGUUGUUGACAGUAGUUGUGUGCGUGCCCCAAGCCAUUCCCUGUUCUCUUCUGUUCCGUGGGUCCAGCCCCGAGUCCGAGCCGAGCAGGCGCGACGCUGGCCUGGCACCGGGAACACCGGCCCUCCCAUAACCAGCCUGCCUGGAUUCUGCCUUAGGGACCUGGGGGGAGGGUGGGGACUUAUCCUUAUUCCUUUAAACUUCAUGUGUCCAGAAUUAGUAGCUAUAGGUGUCUUAGAGUAACACGAUAGAGUGGUAAGUUCAGUGGAAACCUCCUUCUCUUUGCAUUGCUUCUACCUCUGCCAGGAAUCCCUCCAGAUGAACCCUGUGGUCCUUCCUGACCCAAGGAAGUGGAGGAGAGGUGUUUUGGGAGGUCUCUCCCCUUCCCAGAAAGGGAAGUUACCAGUUUUAUAAAAAAUAAUCUGAUCUUUGUUUAAAGGAAGCAAAAACACAUUCAAAAAAAGGAGAAGGAGCCCAGUGUGCAGCAGUGGGGAGUGGAGAUGGAAAUUUGGUCCUUGCAGUUUACUUGUCCAAGUAUUUGGUGGCUGAAAAGAGUUGCCUUUUACACUUGUUGCAUUUUCUUGUGAGUUUGCUUUGCUCAAAACAAAUGGAAUUUGCUAACGGAACAAGAGCUAAAGCUUAGAAAUGCCUCUUAAUAGGAAAAAUAAUUGUCAGUUUAAAACCCAGGUGCAAAAUCUGAAGUAACUGUAGCUUGAACUAUUAUAAACUAACAUUCUCUGAUCACUGAAGUUCCUGUGCUGGCCUCUGGCAGGUUUUAGGUUUGUAAGUGCUCCUCAAGGUAUUUUCUCUUUUGGAAGGUUGGAUUUGGGGAGUUUCUGUGUCGAGUAAGGGUUUUUUGCUGUGGUGAGAUGCCUGUAGUGGUUCUUUGGUGCCAGUCCUCCCUUUGACCUGUGGGACAGUGCUCCUUAGGGCUAUGGCUGGCAAAUGUGACAAGCCCAGGAGGGAACACCUCAUGUUUCAAAAUUCCAGGGGGCUCAGCCUGGACCCCAUGAAGGUGAGCAUGGACCACUGUGGGCUUUGUUCUCCAGGCUCCCAGCACAGCCCUGCUGGGAACUUUCCUGCUAUGCCCAAGCUGCAUGCUUGAACCUAUAAACUCACCCCUCAGUAACCUGCUACUAGAAACUCAUCCUAACUCCCUGCAGAACAAGUAAUCCUAAGGGAAAGGUGGAAGCUUUGAUCAAGGAGUGUGAACAGCUGGUUAGGGUGGGAAGCCCCUGCCCCUUGGCACAGUUCUGCUGUAGGAACAGGGGGUUGGAUGGUGAGAUCUGUGCUGCAAUCAGACAGAUUUAAGGAUCUGGCUGCUUCUGAUGUCAGGCCCCAAGUGGCAAUGGGGUGGUGUACUGAUGCUUGGGGCUUGAGCCCAAGUGUCCAUCCAUGGGAGAGACCAGGAAUAUGCACUAAUUCUCAAUAGAGUAGCUACUACCUAUGUUCCAAGUUCCAGUUACCUGUGCAAAGCCAAAAUGUAACGUACAUUAAACUCCAAUUGGACUUAAAAUUCUGUGUACUUGAGGUUUGCUUCGAAUCUGGAUAAAAGUGAUGUUUUCUGUUUCUCAUCUAAUGGCUGUAAACUGUAGUGAUAGAAUAAAAACUAUUGAAAAUGA